Molecule: messenger RNA, 1005 nt
Organism: Leptonychotes weddellii (Weddell seal)
Lineage: Eukaryota; Metazoa; Chordata; Mammalia; Carnivora; Phocidae
Source: RefSeq, a predicted model, not a curated record
AGGCCUACCAGGAUGGAGGGGAAUGCCGAAAUGGAGAUGCUGAGGACACUGAAGGGGCCCUCCACAGGAGAGGUCAACGUGCACCUGGUGGCCAGAGACAGUCCAGGUUCCAGCUCUCACCUGCCGGCUACUGCCUUCAUCAUCCCAGCCGGCUCGGCCACCCUUGGCCUGCCCAGCAGUGCCCUGGAUGUUUCCUGUUUUCCGCGGGAGACGAUCCAUGUGGGCGCUCCGGAGCGAGUGGCCGGCAGCGUCCCUGUCACGGCCACCGUUCUGCCGCAGUUAAGCGCGGCGCCUGCGGCCAGCUCCAGCGCCACCACCGUGCGGCUCCUGGAGUGGACGGAGGCUGCGGCCCCGCCUCCUGGGAGCGGCCUACGGUUCCGGAUAAGCGAGUACGCACCACUGAACAUGGUAGGAGCGGAGCAGCCCCCGAGCCCCGAGCUACGGCCCGAAGGUGUGGCCGAAUACGAAGAUGGCGAGGCCCCGGCGGGAGGUGGCGAUGCGGGCACCCAACAGCCGGCGGACCUUCCCCAGGAUCCUCCAGAAGAUCCCCCCCAGGAUCCCCCAGAAGAUGAUGGUGCUUGUCAGUGCCAGGAGUGUGGACCUCAGCAAAGCGUGGGUCCAGAUCCUGCUAGUUCCUCCAACGAUGACUGCCCGCCACUGUUCCAAGAGCGGUCGGUCAUAGUGGAGAACUCCUCAGGCCAGAACUCCUGCACCAGUGCUUCUGAGCUUCUCAAACCCAUGAAGAAGAGGAAGCGCCGGGAAUACCACAGCCCCUCAGAGGAGGAGUCAGAGCCUGAGGCCUUGGAGAAGCAAGAAGAAGGAAAGGAUCCAGAGGGCCGGCCCACUGCUUGCACCCCAGAAAGUGAGGAGUGGAACAGCCAGCCUGGUAUGGGGGCCUCUGUGUGUGUGUGUGGAUGUGUUGAUGUGAUGUGUACACACCUUUGGAGGUGUGAGGCUGAGAGUAUGCGUCACGCGUGUGAUGGUGUGUGGUACAUACAUAGAUGA